AUGAAAGACAUUUGUAACUAUCCCAUAGGACAAGAAAUUAUAUUAGAUAAACUAAUAUAUGAAAAAAGAUUUUUAAAAAAUAAAAACAAGCAAAAUAAAAUAAAAAAUGUAGAUCAAUUGAAUUAUUAUUUGAAUAAUAAAUUUAACUAUUUCUUGGGUCAUACCAAUUUUAUGAAAAAGAUAUUUAAAAAGAAAAAGAAGUUGUUAAAAGAUGAUGAGAGAGAUAAACAUAAGUGUAAAAAUAGAAGUAAAGAAGAGAUAAUAAUUAAUAAGAAAAUAUGUGGCAAAAGAAAAAAUGUAUCAUCUGAAUGUGACGAGAAAAAGAGACUUCAUAAAGAAAAAAAUGUGGAAAAUGAUGAUACUAAAAAGAAAUAUAGCAAAAUAAAGAUAGAAGGAAAUUCUUGUGAUAUAAAAAAUGAACAGGAUGUUAUGAUUAAAAAACAGUCUUUUAAUGAUUCAAUUAAUAAUUGUAAUGUGGAUAUAUAUAAAAAAGAAAUAAAUAAUGUUGUACAGGUUAAAAGAGAGAAAUCGAGCGAAGAGCAAUUACAAAUAAAAUAUAAGAAUGAUAUAAAACGUGAUAAUACAAGUGAUCAUAUAUGUAAAGAUGAACGUGAACACGAACGUGAAAGUGAACAUGAACAUGAACAUAAACAUGAACAUGAACAUAAUCUUGAAAAUAAUCAUCAACACAAUGUUGAACAUAAAUAUAACCAUAGUAAUAAUCACAAACGUAGUAAUAAUAAUUAUCCUGGUAAUUAUAAUCAUUGUGACGAGACAUCAUCUGUAUUAUCUGAAGAAGAUGAAAAACUUCAUUCGUUCAGUCCCUUAUCCAACAAUUCAGAUUUAAGCAACGUAUCUAAUAUGUCUCCUGAUAUGCUUUGUUUUGAAAAACAAUUUAAAUAUAUAUAUGAUAUUUAUAAACAAAAUGACAAAAAUGUUUUUCUCUUUUAUAAUCCUCCUGUAUGUAAAUGUGUAAACAAAAAUUUAAAGGAACAAUAUUUUCAAAAACUGAAUGAUAAAUAUCCAUGUCUUUUUAACUGUUCUUAUUAUGUAGAUUCUAUGAAAACAAUAAAAUAUGAUUGUAAGAAAAAAAGUGACAAUAUUAAUGAUAAAAAUAUUAUUAAUAAUGGCAAGGAUGAAAAAAAUAAUAACCAAGUAUUAAAUAAUAUAGAAGAUAAACAAGCACAUGCAGAUCACCACAACAUAAACAACAACUAUGAACAAAAUAUACAAAUACCAAAGAAGAUGGAUAUUCAUAGUGAACAAGAAAAUAUAAACGUGUCUACGAAUUAUGGAGAAGUUGCUUCUUAUGCAGUAGAAAUAAAAAUGUACGCUAAGGCUUUUUUUGAGUUAUACUUUAUGGAAAAAUAUAAAAGAAAUGAAGGUGUUAUAAAAGUUAAGUAUGAUGAUAAUAAGAAAAAUGUUUAUGAUGAUGAUGAUAAUAAGAAAAAUGUUUAUGAUGAUGAUGAUAAUAAGAAAAAUGUUUAUGAUGAUGAUGAUAAUAAGAAAAAUGUUUAUGAUGAUGAUGAUAAUAAGAAAAAUGUUUAUGAUGAUGAUGAUAAUAAGAAAAAUGUUUAUGAUGAUGAUGAUAAUAAGAAAAAUGUUUAUGAUGAUGAUGAUAAUAAGAAAAAUGUUUAUGAUGAUGAUGAUAAUAAGAAAAAUGUUUAUGAUGAUGAUGAUAAUAAGAAAAAUGUUUAUGAUGAUGAUGAUAAUAAGAAAAAUGUUUAUGAUGAUGAUGAUAAUAAGAAAAAUGUUUAUGAUGAUGAUGAUAAUAAGAAAAAUGUUUAUGAUGAUGAUGAUAAUAAGAAAAAUAAUUAUAAUGAUGAUAAUAUGAAAAAUAUUUAUAAUGAUGAUAAUAAGAAAAAUAUUUAUAAUGAUGAUAAUAAGAAAAAUAUUUAUAAUGAUGAUAAUAAAGAAAAUAUUUAUAAUGAUGAUGUUAAAGAAAGCUAUGUGGAACAUAUUAAUCACAAUAUUGAUAUAUGUAAAAAUAAUAAGAAGAAUAAAAAAGAGAAGAGACUAUGUUUAUCCUUCUUGUCAUCAUCAUCUGAAGAAGAAGCUUUAAAAAGUUAUUUUGAUAAAUGUUUAUACAAAAUAAUAAAAAGACGAACUAGAACUUGUGAUAAUAAUUUAUGUUGUGGUUUAUUAUAUAUUCCAUAUAGUUAUAUUGUUGUAUUAUUAAAUAGAAAGAUAGAGAAUUUAACAUAUGCAUGUACAUAUUUGAGAAUUCCUUCAGAUACCGAUAUAUAUUAUAAUAAUAAAAAGAAUGUAAUAACAUUAUGUACAAAAAAUUCACAACAUGAGUUUUUUUGUUAUUAUUGUUUAAAACAAAAUAAUUAUGUUAAAAAUGUUAUAAUAUAUGAUGUGUAUUAUGAAGGAUUCAUUCCUUUUUUUAGACCAAUACUUAAUUUAAAGAGUAAAAAAAAUCAAGACAAAAUACAAAACUUUAUUACUUAUAAUAAAAAUAUAAAUUUAUCUAUUGUUUUUUUUUUAACAAAUCCAAGAGAGAAAAUUGAAAGAUCCAAAAAGGAUGGCAACAUGCGGGAUGGUUAUAUUUCGAAUGAUGAAAAAGGAAAAAAUAUACCAUGUAACAAAAAACAUGAAAAUAAUGAAGAUGACUAUAGGAAAGAUAAUACGUAUGACGUUUUCUUUAAUAAUAACAAUGUUGAAGAUAUAAAAAAAAUGAGACUUAAGAUUUGUAAAAUAUUUAAUAUUAAUCAUCGUAAUAACUUAAAUAACAAUAUGAGUAGUUCAAAGAGACAUAUACCACAUGACAUGAACCCAGAUGAUAAUAUUGAGAAAUAUUUUUCAAAUCUUUGUAGUGGUAUAGAGGUAAUAAAUAAUAUGAAUAUAAAAAUGGUUGUUGAUAAAAUUAUGAAGAUAAUAAAUAAAAAUGAUAGUGUUUGUAAUAAGAAGUGUAUAUAUCAUGAGUAUAAUAAAAAUCGUAUGAAAUAUAAGGAUAUACAAAUAUAUUUAUGUGAAGAAAUUAAUUCUUUUAGUUUUGAUCGUCGUCCUUUAGUAGUUAAAAAAAGGGAAGUUAAUUUAUCAUCUUAUGUACAUUUUCAUAAAAUUAUUAAUAAUAUAUAUGAACAAAAGAAUUGUCAUCAGCUCCUAGGAUUAAUAAAUGAACAAUUGGAUAAAAAUAUUUUUAAUAAAGCAUAUAUGAAAGAUAAAAUAUUACAAGUAGCUCUUAGUAAUAAUAUGUUUGAAUAUGGUAGUUCUUUGAAUAAAGAUAAUAAGGAUGUUUAUUCUGAUCCUUGUCACAAUAAUAAUAAUAAAUUAUAUUGUUCGUUAAAUGAAAACAAAUUUGAAGAGGAUAAUCAAAAUAUAUUAAAUUCUUUAGAUAGGAAAAAGGAUAAUCAUGUUAAUCAUAGUAUGGUAGACGAUACAAAUUUGAGCAAUAUUAAUAAUACUUGUCAUAAAAAUAAUGAUACUAACAAUAAUGACAAUAAUAAUAAUAAUAAUAAUAAUAAUAAUAAUAAUAAUAGUUGUGAUAAUAAUUUGUCUACUCAUAUAGAAGAAAAGGAAAAUAUAAAAAAAUGUACAGAUAAUAUAUUCAAUGACACUUUUUUUAUUUUUAACGAAAAUUCAGAUUUAUACACAAACGAAGAAUAUAAAAAGAAUAGAAUAUAUAGUAUAAAUAAUAAAAACAAUAUAAAUGAAUAUGUAAAAAAUAAAAUGAUGAAAUAUACAAGUAACAAUUAUUUAAGUAAUAAAAUAUCUACAAAUAUUUUGCAGAACUUAUUUAAUAUAUAUGUAUGUUCAUAUUUAAUGAAAAAAAAUAAUUAUAAUAUAUCUCAUAUAGAAAAAAAAAAAAAAAAAAAAGAAUUUAAAAAUUUGUCAAAUAUAUAUAAAUUAAAAUAUAUGAAAGAAUGUUAUUAUUCCUUAUUCAAUAUGUAUAAAAAUAAAUUCAACAUACAAAUAAAACAGCAAGAGGAAAAAGUAAUACACAAAUAUAAUUGGAUGUAUGAGGAUUUUUAUGUAAACCGUCUUAUCUCUCAAAUAAUGAAAAAGAAAAAAAAAAAAAAAAAAAAAAAGAUAGACAUAAAAAUGGAGAAAGAGAAAGAGAAAGAAAAAGAGAAAGAGAAAGAGAAAGAGAAAGAGAAAGAAAAAGAGAAAGAGAAAGAGAAAGAAAAAGAGAAAGAAAAAGAGAAAGAAAAAGAAAAAGAGAAAGAUAAAGAAAAAGAGAAAGAAAAAGAGGAAAAAUAA
This is a messenger RNA of Plasmodium falciparum 3D7, 4206 nucleotides long. RefSeq lists its product as uncharacterized. Lineage: Eukaryota; Apicomplexa; Aconoidasida; Haemosporida; Plasmodiidae. The record is from RefSeq and is a predicted model, not a curated record.